GACUCUGGGUUCCUGCCGUGGGUAUUUGUUAUUAGGGCUGUAUUCUCACACAGUGCGCGGGUUUGGGGUAACUGCUUCCAGUAUUAAAGAUGGCGCCGAGAUGGUCCGUGGCAGCUGAUGACGUCAUGACGCUUGUUACGUGCUCUACAUCCUAGAGAUAAAAGCUGUGUCUUCCAUUCCGGAGCGCUGAGAACAUGGCCGCCACCACCCGGGGGAGACUCCGCCUCAUCCAUUCAGACAGGAAGCUCGGCAGCUACGGGAGCCCCGCUGGACCAAGACAGCAAUGCCCGCUCUAUUCCUGGCCACUCUCUAUGAAUACUCUCCGCUCUUCUACAUCACCGUGGUGUUUGUCUGCUUCGUCAUCACUUCCGGCCUGGUGCUGGGAUGGUUUGGCGUCGAUGUCCCCAUUAUUCUGAGGAACUCUGAGGAAACCGAAUCCGCAUCCUACAUUUACAAAAAACAGAUGAGAGAAGUGACGAAUCCUUUUGGCUUGGACAUUGUUAGUCCCAGCACAGCAUCUGUAAAAGAUGGCAUUGCAGUAAAUCCGAACUGUCUGGAAGAUUGCCUUUUAACGUUCUACUGGGGCUGCAGCGUAAAGAAAAUACAGGAAGCCUUACAGAGACACAUCUACUGCUCUCCGAUCCAGACGCCCACCGUGCUCGAAGACUCCUUGUAUAACGAAUAUCUCCAUAAAGAGCAACAUAACAUCCGAAAGCAGACUAAAGAAGAAAUAUAUAUUCAGUUGCCCACGGACCACAAAAUAGAGGAUUUUGGGCCUGUACCACGGACCCGUUACCCUCUUAUAGCCCUUCUUACCUUGUCUGAUGGCGACACCCGGGAGCUUUACGAUAUAGGAUCAAUGCUGACCGUUAUCCACAUACCUGAUGACAUUUACCGGCUGCCAUGCAGGAUAAUGUACCAGUACAUACUCACACAACAAGGUCUAUUUUAUGAUCUUAAGCAACUUUUCAUGUCUGCAAACAGCAGCCGCUCCGAGUCCCCACGUGACUCCCCCUCUCCUGUCCCUAGUGAUGGGGAUUUUCUGGAGGACGCUGGUAAAGACUGCGUUGUGUGUCAGAAUGAUGGAGUGAACUGGGUUCUUCUGCCGUGCCGCCAUGCAUGUCUGUGCGACGGAUGCCUUGCCUACUUCCACCAUUGCCCCAUAUGCAGACAGUUUGUGCAAGAAUCCUUCCCAUUGCACAGUAGGGGUCCAAGGAAUGAAAGCCACCUUACCCCUGGGGACUGACUGGACAAGAGUGUACCCCGCUAGUUCAGCGCAAAGAAGGUUUUAUUUAUUUACAUAGACAUAUAGUGUACCAACACCUCACCGUUCAACACGUGUCGUGGGUAGAAGUUUGGUUUAAUGAGCAGUGAGUGCUUUAUUUGCUAAACCAGAAACAUUCUCCAACUUAACUACAGCCUCCGCUACGCUGUAUUUUCCUAAAUUGUGCAAUCCUGUACCAUUGGGGCUUAACCGAGAUCUCCGCUAUCAUUGGUGAUCUAACCGUGCCAGCGACGAAUUGCUGUAUUCUCACUUCUAACCAAGACCCGUG
Messenger RNA from Pelobates fuscus (common spadefoot toad), 1553 nucleotides. It is a transcript of the gene CGRRF1, whose product is annotated as cell growth regulator with ring finger domain 1. The record is from RefSeq and is a predicted model, not a curated record. The coding region runs from base 284 to 1246 and encodes 320 amino acids. The transcript has 6 exons. NCBI's taxonomy places the organism in Eukaryota, Metazoa, Chordata, Amphibia, Anura, Pelobatidae. Gene Ontology annotation, biological process: negative regulation of cell growth.